CACUCUGCCUAGGGCGCUAUGCCGCCUCGAGCAGCCGCUGACUGUAUUACUCUUAUCCAGCAGAACAAAAUAGGAGUCGAUUGCACCUUUAAGACCAACUAAGUUUUAUUCAGAGCUUAAGCUUUCGUGUGCGCGCACACUUCUUCAGACGAGGAACGAGCCUCUUUCCCCAGCGACACGAAAAGGAAAAGAGAGCGUUUCUGAAAGAAAGCAGACAAAGGCCACUGAUCCUCCAGUCUCUUCAAGCAGCCUUCGGUUAAAACCGGGAUCAUUUCAUAUUUGAGUCAAUGGAGGAGGAAGCGAGAUUCUCAGGCAAGCUGAAAGAUAUCUUCAAUGGCAAGGCAAAGGCAGUGUCUCUGGAGAGCUUCCAUAGUUAUUCACAGCAAAACAAGAAGAACCAAAAUGGGUUUUGCCAUCUCAAAAGUCAUAGUAAGAGCCGAACUGGAAAAACUGAAGAACGCUUUGAAAGACAAUGAUCUCCAAGAUCUUUCAAACAAAAUCAAUGAAGAGUUGAAUUCACUAAACAGCACCACCCUUGACAUUGCUGUCACAGGGGUGACGGGUACUGGUAAAUCAUCCCUUGUCAACGCUCUGCGAGGUAUGAGUGAUUAUGACAAUGGUGCAGCAAAGACUGGCGAGACAGAAACAACGAUAAAGCCAGAGAAAUACACACAUCCCAUAUUCCCCAAUGUCACUCUGUGGGAUCUACCCGGAAUUGGGUCACCUGAAUUUAAAGCAAAUGAAUACCUGGAAAAGAUCGAUUUUACAAAGUAUGAUUUCUUCAUUAUUGUCACCUCAGAACGCUUUACAGAAAAUGAUACCCUCCUAAGCAAUGAAAUUCAGAAAAUGGGAAAGAGGUAUUACUUUGUGCGCUCCAAAAUAGAUCUGAGUAUAACGUCUGAAAAAAGGAGUCCAUACUACAUCUGUGAAGAAGAAUCCCUUGAGAAGAUUAGGAAAUAUUGCUGUGACAAUCUGAGAAAAGCAGGUGUAUCUAACCCAAGGGUUUUUCUCCUUUCCAGCUGGAAUUUGAAUGCAUACGAUUUCCCCCUCUUGCUCAACACAUUGGAGAAUGAACUGGAUGACCUCAAGAGACAGGUUAUCAUUGAAUCCAUGCCAGCUUUCUCAAAAGAAGCCCUGGAGAAGAAAAAGGCUGCUAUGGAGGCCCUGAUAUGGAAAUUAGCCCUUGUGUCUUGUGCUAUGCCAUCCGAGUCCCAGGACUAUGCUGUUUUUGCCCCAGGAUUGCCUCCUUUGGGUAAUGUUUCCUUCUUGGUGGCAACAAUGGGGAAAUUCUGCCGGGUCUUUGGCUUGGAUGAAGAGUCUCUUGGUAGACUUGCACUGCGGAUUGGCAAACCUGUUGAGGAGCUGAAAUCAGCGAUCAAAAAGGCACCCUUGGCCAGCCAAAUCACCAAAGAAUUUGUACUCCGUCUGGCAGCUACAUCAUAUGCGUGCAGGGGGCCAACGGCAGUUGAAUUGGCUCUUGAUUUCAUACCUGACUUAGGCUCUCUAGCUGGUGGAAUGGCUUCUUUUGUAGCGACCUUCUACAUGCUGAAAAGCUUUCUGAGUGACGUCAAGGAAGAUGCCGAGAACGUACGGGCAAAAGCUACAGCGUAGCAGGACAAAGUGAAGUGCCACUGCCAAGACAUCCAUCAGGAGAACAGAAUGAGAGAACCAGCAACAGAAUUUCAUGCAGAGAAGAAGAAACCUAAACUGGAAAGCUGAUUCUAGAUUCCAUAACUGUGUUGGAGGUUGUUUUUCUAGAACCACAUCCUGUGUGUUAAUAAAUUUUCUGCCAAAUCUCAAAA
Heteronotia binoei (common prickly gecko) is the source of this 1802-nucleotide messenger RNA. RefSeq names its product interferon-inducible GTPase 5-like. The record is from RefSeq and is a predicted model, not a curated record. Gene Ontology annotation, molecular function: GTP binding; GTPase activity. Lineage: Eukaryota; Metazoa; Chordata; Lepidosauria; Squamata; Gekkonidae. Gene Ontology annotation, cellular component: membrane. The transcript has 4 exons. Bases 334 to 1611 code for a protein of 425 amino acids.